UGCUGCCUUGACUCUGUUGCACUGUGGAUCCUGCCUGGCAGCUGGACACAUCUGAAGUUGUCUCAAGUCUAUAAAAGUUUAUACUUCUGAGCUGUUCGUGGUUUUGAAGAAAACUCAGCCAUGGCAGAACUGGGUUUUGUGAUCGCCAUGUCGGUGAUGACUCUGUUUUGGGGCAUAGUGGGAGGAGUAGUGCCCUGGUUCAUCCCCAAAGGACCAAACAGAGGAGUGAUAGUCACAAUGCUGGUGUUAACUGCUGUUUGCUGCUACCUGUUCUGGUUGAUAGCAAUUCUGGCCCAGCUGAACCCACUCUUUGGGCCUUCUUUGUCCGUUGACACCAUCUGGUACCUGAGAUAUCACUGGCCAUGAUUUACUCUUCCAGGACUCCUGACCUUGCAGGGGUAUGACCUGACACUGCUGCAUACCAAUGGACAUUUGCUUCUCACUUCAUGCAGAGAUCUUUCCCCUCUGAAAUGCCUUAAACUCUGUGUGUGAUCACAGAUGCCCACAUUGGUGCCUUGUACAAAAAAUGAUUCCCAAAGGACUUCCGAGAGAUCUCACUGAAUGUGCUUUACUUUAAAUUAAAGCAGCAUUUCCCUUGUUGUUUGGUUCAUGUGUUAUAAAUCGUGUGUAUUGCUGUUGUUAAUAUGAAUGACUGUGCCUUUAAAUAGCUGAUGUGUGGUGUGUUAGAUGUGAUCUCUAUUUGUCUGAUAAUAUUUGUGAUGGAUGUAAUCCAUUCGAUAGUUGCUGAUUAAUAAACUUAUUAUCACGACUCCAUAA
Centropristis striata (black sea bass) is the source of this 777-nucleotide messenger RNA. It is a transcript of the gene atp6v0e1, whose product is annotated as ATPase H+ transporting V0 subunit e1. Gene Ontology annotation, biological process: proton transmembrane transport. Gene Ontology annotation, cellular component: proton-transporting V-type ATPase, V0 domain. Lineage: Eukaryota; Metazoa; Chordata; Actinopteri; Perciformes; Serranidae. The record is from RefSeq and is a predicted model, not a curated record. Gene Ontology annotation, molecular function: proton-transporting ATPase activity, rotational mechanism. The transcript has 4 exons. Bases 121 to 366 code for a protein of 81 amino acids.